AUUUGAUCUCAAUCAACAAUAAAUUAAGUAUAUUGUAUAGAAUAUUAAUAAAUGAAGUGUGGCAUUCACAUUUUGUCAAUAUAUAUUUUUACUACAGUCGUAAUACAUUACCAGAUCAAUUAACACUCUGAAUCUCAAAACCAAAAUAUGGAGCACCAAUCUUCUACUCAAAUACCUCAUGUCCUUAUAUUUCCAGUACCAUUACAAGGCCAUGUAGGCCCUUUGCUAGACUUAGCUGAACUUUUAUGCCUUGCAUAUUUCAAGAUAACAUUUUUACAUACAACCCACAACCACCAAUGGCUCACCAAGCACACUGAUAUUGAAGCUCGUUUUUCCCGUUAUCCGGGGUUUAAGUACAAGACGGUACCGGAUGGGCUACCCGAUGCUCAUCCACGAACUGAUCCGCUCAGGUUGAGUGAAUUGUUUAAGGGAUUAGCAUCUAGUGCUAAACCGCUUUUGAGGGAUAUUUUGGUAGGAGAUAAAGUGACUUGUUUGAUAUUGGAUGAAUGGUUGAGUUUUGCUUAUGAAAUAGCUAGUGAAGUGCAAGUGCCAGUAAUGGCGUUUAGUACUUCCGGUGCAUGCUUUACUUGGAUACUUCAUUGUAUUCCAAAGCUCGUUGAAGCAGGGGACAUUCCUUUCAAAGAUGAAGAAAUGGAUAAGCUAGUAAAGAAUGCACCCGGGAUGGAUAGCUUCCUUCGCUACCGUGACCUUCCCAGCUUCUGCCGAAAGCUAGACACAUCUUCCUGUCGUAAACUCCAACAUCGAUUCUCCGGUGAGAUACAGCUGAUCAAGCAAGCUCACUCCUUCAUUCUCAACACUUUUGAGGAUCUUGAAGGUCCAUGUCUUUCACUCAUUCGUGAGCAUUGCUCAAAGGUUUACUCCAUAGGACCUUUACAUGCUCACCUAGACUACAAACUCGGUACAAAAGAAAAAACAUUGUCUAAUACUAAUAACUUUUUGGAAGUUGAUCAAAGUUGCAUAUCUUGGUUGGACCAUAAGCCCGACAAAUCUGUUGUCUAUGUAAGUUUUGGUAGCUUAGCUAUCCUUACAAAAGACCAGCUAACGGAAUUUUGGGUUGGACUGGUCCAGAGUAACAAGUACUUUCUCUGGGUUAUAAGGCCCGAUCUCGUUAUUAAAAGUGACCUAAAUAGUCCAAUUACCCAAGAUUACCUUUUAGACGGUACUAAAAAAAGAGGAUGUAUAGUAAAAUGGGCCCCACAAAAAGAAGUCUUGGCUCAUCGAGCCGUUGGUGGGUUCUUUACUCAUUGUGGAUGGAACUCGAUACUAGAAAGCAUUGUGACUGGGGUGCCAAUGCUUUGUUGGCCUUACUUUACAGAUCAGCUAAUCAAUAGCAGAUACGUUAGUUAUAUUUGGAAGAUUGGUCUAGAUAUGAAGGAUACUUGUGAUAGAACAAGAGUGAAGAACAUGAUUAAUGAUCUCAUGGAAAGAAAGCAUGACAAGCUAGAAACAUCAAUGUCUAUUAUGUCACACUUGACAAACAAAAGCAUAAGUGAAGGCGGAUCUUCUUACACAAAUCUUGACCAUCUAAUAGAGGAAAUAAAAGCGUUUAUCAAGAAAGAGCCAACCUUCUAGGGAAGGAAACAUAUUAGGUUACAAUAACUCGUGCAUUUUUUAUAUUUUAAUUAAUAUAUUAUGUUGUUUCCCUUUUGUUUUCUCUAGUUCUUAUAAAAAAUUAAUUUUAAGCGUGGAAAUUUCCAUUUUUAUAAGGGGUCAUAGUUGUAUCCAUAAGUUGUUUAACUUUUAUGUUUUUUUGAAAUUUUUGUUACAUUAAUUCAGAAAAUGUUGUAACACUCCUAUAUAUGCG
Chenopodium quinoa (quinoa) is the source of this 1825-nucleotide messenger RNA. Its product is annotated as 7-deoxyloganetic acid glucosyltransferase-like. Gene Ontology annotation, molecular function: UDP-glycosyltransferase activity. The transcript is spliced from 2 exons. Lineage: Eukaryota; Viridiplantae; Streptophyta; Magnoliopsida; Caryophyllales; Amaranthaceae. Bases 148 to 1593 code for a protein of 481 amino acids. The record is from RefSeq and is a predicted model, not a curated record.